UCUUGACGGAAGCAUGACAGUUCUAAAGCUUAGUGAAAAAUGACUGAGAUGAAAGUAAACGGCUCACUUGGAGCCGGUGAACCGGAAGAUACUUUAGAUUUUAGACUCACGGAAGGGAACAUGAAAAAGGUACCAUCAUCAUCUCGAUUUCAAGUGGCUAGGGUUGAUUUUGCGGAACCUGUAGACAAAGAAGAAGCUGAGUCGGAUGCAGAAGACACCAUUGACAGAGAAAAUGAAAAUAGAGGAGACCGUUAUCAACGCCAGGAUUCUCACAGGGAUUCAAUAAAUGUGUAUAUUGAUACGAUUAGUCCAACUGCUACAUAUCAAUCUGUCAAUGCUAAUACUAAUCAUAAAACUUUUGGGAAAUACACAACAGAAGCUCUGCCACACGUGGAUCAUUACAGAAAUUUACUUUCUGCAACAAAUGCACUUAAAAGCAGACCCACCCUUGCAGAACUACAUGAAGAAAAGGAUGAAUUAGAAUCCAAAGGAAAACCAAGUGAGCCAUUAUUAAGUAAUGCUGUAACAGUAGAAGAAGGAAAAGCUUCCGGUCCUACAGCUAUUAAAUUUGGUUGGAUCAAAGGUGUUCUGGUACGAUGUCUUCUAAACAUUUGGGGAGUGAUGUUAUUUUUAAGAUUGUCAUGGGUAGUAGGUCAAGCAGGCACUGGACUGACCUCUGUUAUAAUUUUACUUUCUGUGGUUGUGACUUUAAUAACAUCCGUCUCAAUGUCAGCUAUUUGUACAAAUGGAGAAGUGAAGGGAGGAGGUGCUUACUUUAUGAUAUCACGUAGUUUAGGUCCAGAAUUUGGUGGUGCUAUUGGACUGAUUUUCUCUGUUGCUAAUGCUGUAGCUGUUGCCAUGUAUGUUGUAGGGUUUGCAGAGACUGUCCGAGAUAUAUUGAAGGAACACGAUGCCUUGAUGAUAGACGAGGUCAAUGAUAUACGUAUAAUUGGUAUACUUACUACUACACUACUGCUAGUAAUCGCUAUCAUUGGUAUGGAGUGGGAAGCUAGAGCACAGAUGGUGUUGUUAGUAGCCUUAUUAAUUGCCCUUGUUAAUUUUAUAAUUGGAACAUUUAUCCCUCCAAGUAAAGAAAAUUUAGAUAGAGGUAUCGUAGGAUAUAAUAGUACUCUUUUUGAAGAAAAUUUGAAGCCCCAGUUUAGAGAUGGUGAAUCUUUUUUCUCUGUAUUUUCUGUAUUUUUCCCCGCUGCGACAGGCAUAUUGGCCGGGGCUAAUAUAUCAGGAGAUUUAAAAAAUCCUCAGAAAGACAUUCCUCAAGGAACAAUUCUUGCCAUUUUAAUAUCAUCUGUUGUGUAUAUAAUUGUUGCAUGGAUAUUAGGCGCUACUGUGAUACGAGAAAUUCCAUUGACAGUGUGUCAAUCUAUGCUUGUAAAUAAUACUUUACAAUUAAACACCAGCCUUGUUACCUCUGACAAUAUAACAUCUACAAUGGCUAAUUGUACUGUUGAUUCACAAAGUAUGUUUGGAUUAUUGCAUGAUUUUCAGGCAAUGGAAAAGAUAUCAGGCUUUGGACCUUUGAUCACCAUUGGUAUAUUCUCAGCAACUCUGUCUUCAGCAUUAGCCAGUCUUGUAUCUGCUCCUAAAGUCUUCCAGGCUGUAUGUAAAGAUAAGAUAUUUCCCAAGAUAGAUUUCUUUGCUAAAGGAUAUGGUGUGAGUGAUAAUCCAAGACGAGCCUAUAUAUUGGCAUACUUUAUAGGGUUAGGAUUUGUUUGUAUAGGUGAUUUGAAUGCUAUAGCUCCGAUUAUAUCCAACUUUUUCUUAAUGGCUUACACACUUAUUAAUUACGCUGUGUUUGAUGCAUCCCUAGCCAGAUCUCCAGGAUGGCGUCCUGCUUUCCGUUACUACUCUAUGUGGAUAAGUUUGUUGGGUGCCUUACUAUGUACAACUGUGAUGUUUAUAAUUAAUUGGUGGACAGCUCUCAUUACUUUUGCUGUCAUUGUAGCUUUGUUUGUAUAUGUACAUCAUAUCAAGCCAGAUGUUAAUUGGGGUUCAUCCACACAAGCCCAUGUAUAUAGAACUGCUUUACAAUCUACAUUAAAAUUAAUCCAGGUGGAAGAUCACAUCAAAAACUUCAGACCUCAGAUAUUAGUAUUAACAGGACUACCAAAGUCAAGACCAGCUUUAGUGGACUUUGUGUGGUCACUUUCAAAGAAAGUCAGCUUAAUGAUGUGUGGCCAUGUUCUUAUAGGAGAUUUUAAUGAUAAUGUGAAGUUGAUAAACAGAUACAAAUCAUACGAGGUAAACAGAUGGCUAAAUAAGAAAAAGAUUAAGGCGUUUUACAGUGCAACAUCAGCUGUGAAUUUCAGGACAGGUGUCCAGGCUCUUAUGCUAAACACAGGAUGUGGUAAACUGCGACCUAAUGUAGUGAUGAUGGGUUUUAUGUCAGGUUGGAGGACGAAAGAAGACCAACGUCUAGUUGAGGAAUACUUUAAUGUAUUUCAUGAUGCUUUUGACCUGCAGAUGGGAAUGGCUAUACUAAGAGUAAAGGAAGGAUUUCUUGUUGAUGAAAGUGGUGAUUGUACAAAGCAAGAGCAAGAGGAAGAAGUCAACUUAAAUGAUGAAGAUGAAGACGAAAAUGAUCAGGAAAGAGAUAAAACUCUGAACAUUCCUGAGGGAUCACCUACCAUGUUACGUCGUUAUAGUACAGCAUCCACCAAUGGGGAAGUGGGGACUCAUGCUUCUACACCUAAUAGAGACAUGGAGAAGGAUGACUCUGCAUCUCCUUUAGAUCAGCUGUCAGAAAGGUUUGGUGGAAAAAAGAUUAGGAAAGGAACCAUAGAUGUUUGGUGGCUGUUUGAUGAUGGAGGUUUGACAUUACUGUUACCAUACAUUCUGACUACACAGAAACAAUGGAGUAACUGUAAACUGAGAAUAUUUACAGCAGGGACAAAGAGAGGAGAGAUUGAUAGAGAACAGAGACAGCUAGCAACACUAUUGAGUAAAUUCAGAAUAGAUUGCAAAGAAAUGUAUGUUUUGCCAGAAAUAGGACGUAAACCAAGUGAGAAAAGUAUGAAGUCUUUUGAAAGUUUGUUGGAAGGUUGGAUGUUAGAUGAGGAUAAUGGAGAGACUAAAGAACAGUUUCCAUGGAAAGUUUCAGAGGAGGAUUUAAUUUUAUUGAAAGAAAAGACGCAGAGAAAUGUUAGAUUGAGCGAGCUUUUGAAGAUCAAAUCAUCAGAAGCGUCUUUGAUUGUAAUGACUUUACCAAUGCCUAGGAAAGGUACCUGUCCAGCAGGAUUGUACAUGGCAUGGUUGGAUGUUUUGACAACAGGAAUGCCACCGAUAUUGUUGUUACGUGGUAAUCAGAGCAGUGUGUUGACAUUCUAUUCAUAGCUUUAAGGUUGUGAGAAGAUACAGAUGAAAACAAAAGAAAAUGGCAUAAACAGAAUGGAUUUGAUAGUUGAACAAGUGCAGAGAGAUUCAUUUCAGAAAGCAAAUACUGGUUACAAUACUGAAGACAUGGAAGUGUUAGGACUAGAAAUAAAUAGGCUGGUAAAGAUAGACUACUGUACAAUGUAUUAUGUAUACAGGGAUGAUAUCAUGUGAGCAGAAAAAGAGAAUAAAGACUGAUACAUUAAUUAACAUUAGAAGUAUUUUUUGUUCUUUUGUACUCACAUGUUUUGAUUUUGUCAAAAAGUUGUUUCCACUUUCAUACAUGAUUUGACAUUUGUAUGGAAGAUCGAAACGAAGUAAAAGUAAUAAGACAUUAUUUGUUAAUUUAUUUUUUCCAAUUCUGAUUCACACUGACAUAAUUUAUUGGCUGGCUCUUAGGACUCAUUUGAUCAAACUUAAUGGUUUCAAAUGCGGUAUCUUAAAUAGAAAAUAUUUUUGUAAUCAUAUUUUUCGGAAAUAUAGUGUAAGAUAAAUUGCACUUUCUUUUAACUUUGUUAUAUAUAUAGUGAGUCACAAACUUGUUAUAGAGAUAUUUUGCUUACUGUGAUAUACAUUUAUUUUCCAUAUAAAUCUUAAUACUGUGGAUUCACUAUAAUUUGUGGGGUACUUAUUUCCUUUGGGGGAUGAACAUUAACAAUGAAUUUUAAAUGGUUAAAAAAAUACAAGUUUUCUAUAGGCUUGUAUGCAAAAAUAGUUGAAACCACAAAAUCAAGUUUCCAUGACAACAAAUGAAUCCAUACUACUCUGUUACGCAUUACAUGACAAAUAUAAUUUAAUAUUCACUAAUUUCAUAUUUUGUAAGCUAAUAAAGUAUUACUAAUGCAUAAACCAUUUAUUUUUAUAAAGAUUACUAUGAUAAACUGUCUCAAUUUUGGGGGAAAUGUGCGGAAUAAAAUUACCUAUAUUUUGGUAACAAGAAAAUAUAUAUUGAAAGGAUAAUGGUUACUAUGGAAUUCAGACCAUAACAGGCUUUUAUCAAAAACAAUAAGAAAUGUUGCUUUUCUUCUUUUUUUCUUAAGUUUAUUUAUUUCAUUAUAGCUUGAAAUUCUGUUUCCACCCUCCUUCAUAGAGGACCGCCUUUUUUAAGCUAAGAAAAUGUUACCUCUGGUGCUAGAUUCAAUAACAGAGAAAACACUACCAUUAUGUACAACAAACAAGACCAUAAAAUGAGAUGGUUCUCAAGAAGGGAUUUUAUAUGAGGGGAGCCUUUGUAUUAUAUUUUUCAUUAAUGAUUAACAUAAAUCAGUAAACCCAAAUUGUGUAAAAUCUGUCUAUACAUCUAUUUACAAGAUAAGUUAAAUUAAAAACAUAAAGUGAAAUAAACAUAGAUAUAUUUAGAUUGCCCAAUGGUUUAUUUUAAAGAUUGCAGUUUAAAUGUUAAAACUCAAAACUGAGAUUAAGGUUAGGAAGUUUGCAAUAUUUUUUGUGUUCAGUUUAUAUUUAUUUUAUCGCAAUUAUUUUGUCAAGAAUUUACAAAGCAUAAGGAAAAAAACUGAUGUGUUUUAGGUGAUCUUCUGAAAGAAAAAUAAUUACAAUCAUCUGGUUCAAUAUCUUUAAAUAACUUAUGUUAUUAGCUCAGAUAGUCCAAAAGUCAGCUAUAGUUAUCCCUGUUUAGUUGAAAAAUAUUGUCUCAGAAUGAUCUUUGUAGUACAAACAAAUUGACAUAAAAAUUUUUUUUAAAAAGAUAUAUAUAAAAAAAAUAUACAACAAUUAAGAUAAUUUAGUCAAUACAAAAUAUUGAUGAACUUCUGAUUAAAUAAUAAACAGCUAUUGUAAUUUAUGAACAUCAUGACAAAUCUAUUCAUCAAUAUUAAAAGUAAAUUUUAAAUAGUUUAAAUGUUUUGUACUAAUUUAUAAGAUACAGAGUUUAAUGCUUAACAAACUACAAUCAAUAAUUUGGGUACAUGCCAGUAUAAUGAAUAAUAAUGAUGAAAUAUAACAAAGUAAUAGUUAAUUGUGGAUUUUUAGUAAAAUUUUGUUUGGCUGCUGUCUCAGGAAUAUUUAUUUAUUCCACAUCUCAUUUUACUAAUAUAUGCAUAAUAAAAGUACAUCGUCUGAUAUGGAUAAAAUUUCAUCCUUAAUGAACCAAUGUGAAGUUCAAAUACAUUUUUUUUUUAGAUUUAAGAAGUUUAGAAAAAUACUAUUUCUCCAUGUUAAUAAACACAAAACACAGCAGUUUCAUUCUAAAAGCUUUGAUUUGUAUUAAUAUUUUACAUGUAUCUUAGUUGACAAUAUUACUUUUUACUUUAUUUAUUUGAUUGUUAACUUUUCUCAUUUAUAUUUUUUAGUUGAACAUAGUAUUUAUUAUGCUUUUAUAUGUUUUGUUAGAAUUUAGUGGAGGGAUAUAAUCUGUGCUAUUUAUGUAGAAUUUAUUGUUUUGACUGUUUCAUUCUAAAAUAGUUCAGGUCUUCUCAUGAUGUCUAGGCAUUACAUGCCUUGAAAAAGGGCUGUUUAGCCAGCAUUUAUAAAUGUAUCAUUAAUUAUUUUUUAUAAACAAGUUCAGUAGGAAAAAAUGAUUUUGACCAAUUCAAGAAUUUUGAUCUUUGAAUUUCCAUUUCCUGCUUUACAACAAUCAUUUCUGAUAAGAUUGUUUGUCCUGCAUGUAUAAGUCUGACAGUCAUUGCAUUGUAUUAGGUCAAUGAAAAGUACAUACUUAGCACAUGACUGAAAUAAUUGGACUUGGCUGUAAAGAGGGCAAAGAUUAUGAGAAAGGAGUGGGGGGGGGGG
This is a messenger RNA of Mytilus californianus (California mussel), 6138 nucleotides long. Its product is annotated as solute carrier family 12 member 2-like. Lineage: Eukaryota; Metazoa; Mollusca; Bivalvia; Mytilida; Mytilidae. The record is from RefSeq and is a predicted model, not a curated record. Gene Ontology annotation, biological process: potassium ion homeostasis; sodium ion homeostasis; cell volume homeostasis. Gene Ontology annotation, molecular function: sodium:potassium:chloride symporter activity. The coding region runs from base 40 to 3351 and encodes 1103 amino acids. Gene Ontology annotation, cellular component: membrane. The transcript has 24 exons.